UCGCAGCAUCGGCGCAGUUUGGAGAGACAGAAAUUUCUGGAAGCUGCUGCGUUCAGGAACGAAACACAAUGUCGUACACUAAGUUUGCGGUGAACCUGGCGAAGGCCGGCCCGGGACACUUGAGGAACGCGCGCAUGUCUCCCGCAAGAUGUCGGUCCACGGUUGCGUCCACCAAGGCGCAAGACAUGAAGGAGCACGCGAUGGACGAGUGCGCGGUGAUGGAGACGAUCCCGGUGGAGCUGAUCAGCCAGAGCAGGAGCGCAUCAGACGCGCCGCUCAGAAAGAUUGACAUUGACUUUGACAACACGCAAGAAGCCUACAAAAGCAAAGGAAACCUGGAGCUGCUGAGGAGUCUGCUGGUCUUCAAACUGUGCACCAUUGACGUCCUGGUUGAUAAGAACAAAGAGUUGAUGGACCUGAGUAAGAAGCUGUUUGGUCAGUGGAUGUUUGAGAAGAUGAUGAAGAUGACCUUCUAUGGUCAGUUCGUGGCUGGUGAAGAUCACAACUCCAUCAAACCUUUAAUCCAGAAGAAUCAGGCCUUUGGAGUGGGGGCAGUUUUGGACUACAGUGUGGAAGAAGACUUGACACAAGAAGAAGCAGAAAAGAAAGAAAUGGAUUCAUGUGUUUCUGAGGCUGAGAGAGAAAGUCCAGGCGCCGAUCACCGUGAGAAGAAGUACAAAGCCCACCGUCAGUUCGGAGACAGGCGUGGGGGGGUCAUCAGUGCUCGCACCUACUUCUACGCCGACGAAGCCAAAUGUGACAACCAGAUGGAGACGUUUAUAAACUGCAUCAAAGCUUCAGGUGGAGCGUCGACAGAUGGGUUUUCUGCCAUUAAAAUGACAGCACUGGGGCGGCCACAGUUCCUGCUCCAGUUUUCUGAGGUCCUGGUUAAAUGGAGACGCUUCUUUAACUUCCUGGCAGCGCAGCAGGGAAAAUCCAACAUGACAGUUUUGGAGCAAAAGCUGGAGCUGGAGCAGCUCAAGGAGAGUUUGGCUCAGCUGGGCGUCGGAGACAAAGAUGACAUUGAAAACUGGUUUACUGGAGAGCAGCUGGGUCUGUCAGGAACGAUCGAUCUGCUGGACUGGAACAGCCUCAUAAAUGACACCACAAAGAUUUCUAAUCUGCUUAUGGUGCCAAACCUCCAGACGGGCCAGCUGGAGCCGCUGUUGAGCAAGUUCACGGCUGAGGAGGAGAGACAGAUGAAGAGGAUGCUGCAGAGAGUGGAUGUUCUGGCCAAGCACGCCCUGGAGAACGGGGUCAGACUGAUGGUGGACGCAGAGCAGACGUACUUCCAGCCCGCUAUCAGCCGACUGACCCUGGAAAUGCAGAGGAAAUUCAACAGAGAAAAGCCAGUGAUUUUCAACACAUACCAGUGUUACCUUAAGGAAGCCUAUGACAAUGUGACUGUGGAUGUGGAGCUGUCCAGACGGGAGGGCUGGUACUUCGGGGCCAAACUGGUCCGUGGCGCCUACAUGUACCAGGAGAGGGCCCGAGCUCAGGAGAUCGGCUACGAAGAUCCAAUAAACCCAAACUAUGAAGCCACUAACAUGAUGUACCACAAGUGUUUGGAUUAUGUGCUGGAGGAGAUCGACCACAGCAGGAAGGCAAACGUCAUGGUCGCGACGCACAACGAAGACACGAUUAAAUUCACUCUCGAUAAGAUGAACGAGAUGCGCCUUUCACCCACUGAGAAUAAGGUUUACUUUGGACAGCUGCUCGGCAUGUGUGACCAGAUCAGCUUCCCGCUAGGUCAGGCAGGUUUUCCAGUCUACAAGUACGUUCCGUACGGCCCCGUCAACGAGGUCAUCCCCUACCUGUCUCGCCGUGCUCAAGAGAACCGCGGCUUCAUGAAGGGAUCGCAGCGAGAGCGCAGCCUGCUGUGGAAGGAGCUGAGGCGCAGGCUGCUGGGGGGGCAGGUUUUCUAUCGGCCGGUCUACUGAGUCAUGAGACCAGAUCACGCCGAGUCUGUAAGCAUUCCACUGAGCCCAUCAAACCCACUAAAAGCCGCUGUCACUAGUGAAAGACGGUGUUGCCUCGGAUUAACGAGAAGCACAGCGAAGAAGAAAGUUCAGUCUGAGAAGCUCAGAUGAAAGAUGGUUAUUAUUAAUACACUCAAGCUGCUUCAUCAUGAUGAGAAAAUAGACGAUAUAACUCUAAAUCCACAUCAGGUUUUUCAAGUUUUGUUUCAAACCUGCAUUAUUUAUUUCACUGAAAGCUGAUCGCUUCAGAAACACAGCCUCGCUAAGUGUAUGGUUGAAGCGCCAAAAGUGGCGUACUUGUACAUAAAAGCCGCGAUGUGCCUUUGAAAAUGAGAUUUGUGAAAGUGCCUUAUAAUUGUUUUAGCGAGAAUCACUGGGCAAUCAGUUUCUGCAGCACUUAUUGUAGGUUUUCCUUUGAUGCGCCUCUUGUGAGGGAGAUUAAAUGGUGUUGAUGUGAAGAUUGUGAAAACUGCAUGGCAGCACUGAUGAUAAAUAUCACCGGAGUAGCUGAACUUAGCUCCGGAUGUGUGUGAUCAGCCCGAACUGCCCGUGCUCUGGAAGUGACUGUUUGUGAAAGCCAAAUUUCAUUUUCGUCUACUCGAGGGGUCAUUCACACCUCGACUGCCUUAACUGUUGACAUGAGGCAAAUGAUCCUGACGUCACAACAUCUUGUGGUUCUCAAACAGCAGGUGUUCAGAACAGAAAACAGGACCGAUUAUGACCCCUGUGGUCCAAAAAUGUUCCCAAAACACGCCCCGGCUGCUUCUGCAGUCAUUUAUAAGGAUCCUUCAUCCAUGUGCUUCAGGAAAACACCGACACUGUUACAUAAGAUGUUUGUGGAGGUGAAACUAAACGUGGCUUUGUGACGUUUUACAAAGACUGGAAUAAAUUAUCCUUUAACAUAUUGUGUGAAAGUUGUAGAAAAUGUUUUUUUUUUUUCGAAUUGAAAAUGAAAUGAAAUUUCAAAAGUUUUUAAUGUAUAGAUGUUUGAAUUUAAAGUCCUGUCACACUCAUUGAAUUUACAGUGCUUAAAUGUUUGCUGUAAUCUUGUAGUAAAAUUAGUUUUUACAUCUUUCUCUUUACUUUUUGGUCUGAAUUGAUUGUUGUCUUAAACGAGUGCAAACAUAAAUGUAGACCAUAACGUUACUGGUAAUGGUUCUGUUUCAAUAUUUAUUGUAUAAUUUAAGGUUGAUCAUGUGUGAAUGGAGUUAUAGAAGCUCUGAUGAGAAAUGUGAUUGUAGUUUUUGAACUUAGUGUCCUUUCCCUUUUUUUUUUUGUUUUUGU
Molecule: messenger RNA, 3263 nt
Organism: Salarias fasciatus (jewelled blenny)
Lineage: Eukaryota; Metazoa; Chordata; Actinopteri; Blenniiformes; Blenniidae
Gene: prodha
Product: proline dehydrogenase (oxidase) 1a
Exons: 14
Coding region: 69-1940 (623 amino acids)
Cellular component (GO): mitochondrion
Molecular function (GO): FAD binding; proline dehydrogenase activity
Source: RefSeq, a predicted model, not a curated record